AGAUCUAUAACACUUGCUAUUUUGGGUCUGGAUAAUGCAGGAAAAACAACAACAACUAAAGGCUUCAGUGGAGACCCAAUUGAUCUAGACAUAGCACCAACAAUAGGCUACUCAUAUGAGAAGUUUGCAUUUAACAAAUAUGAUAUCACACUGUAUGAUCUUGGUGGAGGGAAAAACAUCAGGGGAAUAUGGACAAAUUAUUUACAUGAAAUUUAUGGUUUAAUAUAUGUCAUUGAUUCCUCGGCCGGUGCUAGAAUGGAUGAAGCAAAAAAGAAUUUGAAAGAAGUUUUAGAGAAUCCACAUAUUUCUGGAAAGCCUUUAUUAUUAUUAGCUAAUAAACAAGAUAAAAGUGAUGCUUUAGAUGAAGUAGAUAUUUGUGAACAGUUAAAUUUAGAUCAAAUAGUAACAACUAAUAAGUGUCCAUGUAGAAUAGAAACCUGUUCAGCUAUAAAAGGUAGUGGUAAGAAAAUGGAUAAAUCUAUUCACAAUGGUAUGAAAUGGAUGUUAUCUAUAAUAGGUGGUCAAUGGGAUCAGUUAAAGAACAGAGUAGAUGAAGCUAUCAGACAAGAAGAUGAAAAGAGGAAAAUAGAAAAGGCUGAAAGAAAAAAGAGAGUUGAAGAAAGGAGGAGAGAAAGGUAUGUGAAGCAGAUACAUUUCUGCUGA
Messenger RNA from Lottia gigantea (owl limpet), 663 nucleotides. RefSeq lists its product as hypothetical. Gene Ontology annotation, biological process: non-motile cilium assembly; receptor localization to non-motile cilium. Gene Ontology annotation, cellular component: non-motile cilium; ciliary membrane. The annotation marks the transcript as partial. The record is from RefSeq and is a predicted model, not a curated record. The transcript has 4 exons. Gene Ontology annotation, molecular function: GTPase activity; GTP binding. NCBI's taxonomy places the organism in Eukaryota, Metazoa, Mollusca, Gastropoda, Lottiidae.